CGAUGAGGUGCGCAUGUCGGCCGACCCUACCAAGCGCAGUUCCCACCCAGACAGUCCAAGAUCCUGGGCUUACUUGCAAAUUGCCAAGGUGGAUAUCUAUGUGAUAUGAGAUCUGCCACGAUCAUUUUGUAGAGUGGCGGGCGCCCUGUACACUCCGCUGUUAACCGGAGAUGUGAAGAAAGUGUCUUGCUUUAGAAAGCAGCAAUCCAUUUAAUUCCGAGCUUCUAUGUUAAGGAAAGAGGUAUAAGAGGAUGCACUGAUCUACUUGACUCUGGAGUACUUGCCAGUCCCAUAUUGUUUCCUUGAAACUCCAGAUAACACUGCAUCGCAUACAUAAACAUGGCUAAUACACACAAGGCUCUGGUCCUGCAUUCCACCUCUUCCCCAUUGUCCCUAGAGACAUGGCCAAUCCCCGCAGCAACUCCAGGCUCCGUCAUCGUCAAAGUCCUCGGUACUACCAUCCUACCUUAUCUCAAAGACAUUCUCAACGGAACUCUCCAAUAUACUAUAACUUUUCCCAUGAUCCCAGGUUCCAAUUGCGUUGCACGAGUCCAUUCUGUUGGGGCUGAUUCGAUAUCCUUGAAAGAAGGUCAGCUGGUGCUGUGCGACAUCACCGUGCGAGCAAGAGAUGAUCCUAACAAAGCGAUUUUGAUGGGCCUGCAUGGCGGAGCAGCGAUGAAGUUGAUGGAAGGGGAGUGGAGACAUGGUUCUUAUGCCGAGUUCGCCAAAUUCCCACUGGAAAAUGUGUUUCCUCUGAACGAAGAGGUCGUGUGUAGGAAGCUCGAAUACACAAUUAAAGAUCUUUGUUCGAUUCCAGGAUACCUCGUUCCCUAUGGCGGAUUUUCCGAAAUCAAUCUCCUCCCAGGUGAUACCGUCAUCGUUGCUCCUGCCACUGGUCGCUUUGGGGGAGGCGCUGUUACCAUGGCUCUGACAAUGGGCGCUACUGUCAUAGCAUGUGGCCGUAACGAAUCUACGCUUUCAACGAUGUCUUCAGUUUUCGAAGAAACCGGUCGACUCAAGACCCACAUCCUAACUGGAGAUGUCGAAAAAGACACAGCAAAUCUCACCAAGCUCGCAAACAAUGGCCAAGGUGCAGAUGCAUACAUAGAUUUCUCUCCCGCUUCAGCAGCCAAAUCUACACAUAUCCAAUCCUGCAUGGCUGCUCUACGACCCAAAGGCAAAGCUGUUUUCAUGGGUGGGAUAUAUGGGAAGGUGGAAAUUGACUAUAAUCUAGUGAUGAUGAAGAGUUUGAGGAUCCAGGGGAGGUUUAUGUAUGAAAGAGAUAUGGUGGUUCAGGCUAUCAAGUUGAUUGAGAAUGGGAACCUGAAAUUGGGGGAGAAGGUGGGGUCGAAGACGUUGAAAAUGUUUGGGCUUGAGGAUAUAGAGGAGGGGUUGCUGAUGGCGGGGAAGGAGGCGGGGUGGGGGAAGCAGGUCGUUUUAAUGCCUUGA
Mollisia scopiformis is the source of this 1449-nucleotide messenger RNA. RefSeq names its product isopropanol dehydrogenase. NCBI's taxonomy places the organism in Eukaryota, Fungi, Ascomycota, Leotiomycetes, Helotiales, Mollisiaceae. The record is from RefSeq and is a predicted model, not a curated record. The transcript has 2 exons. Bases 340 to 1449 code for a protein of 369 amino acids. Gene Ontology annotation, cellular component: mitochondrion. Gene Ontology annotation, molecular function: oxidoreductase activity.